AUGGAUCUUGCACAGUUGGCAGAACAAGGCCAGUGGAAGUUGGUGGAAACAGAAAAACGAGGUAAAGUGUUUCUAAUUGCUAUCAACCGACCUGCUAAUCGUAAUGCAGUCGACCACGAAACUGGAGAACAACUUUGCAAUGCUUUUGGGGAUUUUGAAUCCGACGAUGAGGCAUCUGUUGCAGUGUUUUAUGGCAAACAUGGCAACUUCUGUGCUGGUUAUGAUCUCAAAGAACUAGCAUCAAUGGAUCCAAGUACCCUCAAACAUUCAUCUGUCAAUUACGCACCAAUGGGUCCAUCAAAGACUGUCUUCAGUAAACCAGUUAUAGCUGCCAUCAGUGGAUAUGCAGUCGCUGGUGGUCUGGAGUUGGCAUUGAUGUGUGACAUGAGGGUCGCAGAGGAGGAUGCCAUCAUGGGAGUCUUCUGCCGGAGGUUUGGGGUUCCUUUAAUAGAUGGUGGCACUGUUCGGCUUCCUUAUCUAGUAGGCCUAUCUAGGGCAUUAGAUCUGAUUUUGACUGGCAGGCCAGUGCUGGCAGAUGAAGCUCUCAGUAUGGGUCUUGUUAAUCGAGUUGUACCAGUUGGCGAUGGUGUGAAAUCGGCUGUGGAACUGGCCAAUCAGAUUGCUUCGUUUCCUAGAGAGUGUAUGCUGGCUGAUCGUAAGUCCAGCAUGUAUGCAGCAUAUGAUGCUAAAUCAUGGCAGGAUGCUAUGCGGUUUGAACAUGAAAAUGGUAAUGUGGAAGCUUUUAGCUUUGAUGAACAAGUGGUGCAUAUACUGUAUUAUAAUGAGGCGAUAAUGAUGACGAUGAUGAUGCAGAGGAUGAAAACUGUUGCGGUAAAGAUGUUAUUUCAAGGGAAUCAGUUGAUGGUGCUAGAACGUUUGCAAAAGGUUCUGGGCGAAAAGGAUCCUUCUCAGAUUGGAAAUCAAAGCUUUGACAUUCAGGUUUACUACCAAACUUUUUUUACCUACGCCAAUGGAGGUUCAAUAUUCACCUCUCUCUAUCUGAUCAAUCAAUCAAUAAAUUUGAUUAUGUAGCAAGAUUAUGCAAACACUAUGGAAUUGAUCAUCAAUAAAACUUAGUGGAAUGGAACAUAAUAAUGUAAGAAAAGAGGUGAUUUAAUUUUUGGAAGAAAAAAUCAGAGGACAAGGUAAAGGUGACAGAAAUUCAAUUUUCUCAUUGUACUUACCCUCAAGCAUGAAAGGAAAUAAUGGAAUCACCCAUAAUCGACCUGUGUACUGUUCGAUAUUCAGGCACACGGUGGAUGUAUGCACUCUAUCGAGUGCUCUAGUGUAUUGUAUGAAAGAUUCAGCCUCUACAAAUAUCUUGUCAAUUCAACAAAGACAGGAACUUCUUCACUCCAAGGAUGUCAUAUCUGAAGUUGAUUUAUAGAUUUUGACCCAGGCCUAGAUGACUUUAAAGUGCAUAGGGAGUAGGCAUGGCCACCUUUUUUAAUAACAAUUACCAAUUUGUAUAUAAGGAACCAAACAGAAGAAUAUGAUGGAUUAAAGUCUAUAACAUAUGUUUAAAUAUAAAUGUAAAUUAAUUAAGUCAGGCUCAGGGGUAAACAAAAUUUUUAUAUGUUGUAGGACUGAUUUUUCUAGGUGGAAAAAAGUAUAUCAAGUUUUUCGUCAAAUAUGUUUUUUGCGUCAUAGAAAAAUCAGUUCUACAACAUAUCAAAAAUUGUUUCCCUCUGGUGCUGGACUUUUAAGAUAUACAGUAUUGCCGCCCAAAAAUUAAGAAAAAGUCUGAAAACUAAAUUAAAACAUUCGAAAGAAUCACUUA
Molecule: messenger RNA, 1780 nt
Organism: Anneissia japonica
Lineage: Eukaryota; Metazoa; Echinodermata; Crinoidea; Comatulida; Comatulidae
Product: short-chain-enoyl-CoA hydratase-like
Molecular function (GO): catalytic activity
Source: RefSeq, a predicted model, not a curated record